GCCUACGUCACCAGCAACGCAUGCGCAGUGCGAGGCGAACCCAAACGCACCAACAACAUCAGCGUCACCAGCAUAAAACUAUUUUCAACAACCUUUGGUGUUAGAAAGGUACGGGAUAUCCCGAGGAUUAUUUUCGGACAAGAAACUCCGAAUUUGCCUGAAACGACGCUUUAGCGACAGCGGAAGAAGCGAGAAGUGAAACCUCUCGUUUGGGGGACACUUUUUGGAAGUCGCUCCACAGUUAACAGACUCUGCGCACUUGCUUCCUCUUUCACUGUGGCGAAUAAACAACCAGCGUUGAGAUGUCAGAAGUAUCGUGAUUAAGGAUACUGGGGUGAUACCGUGGAUCAGGAGGUAAACAACCCGGAUCCCCCCUCCCCCCGUGUGUGUUUGUGUUUGUUUUCUACAUGAGUGUGUCGGCAGGAUGUCGCUGAGUUCAGGCGGUUGGACUCACACUCCUGGCCACACACCUGACCAGUCCGUCGCCCACCCCAGUCACUAUGGGGCCUCGCAGUCACAGUCUGGCUGCCACACCGUCCUCGUGUCGGUUCGGGUGUCGGUAUGUCAUUCUGGUAUUCGGCCGCUGUGUCUUCCGGGAGCAGGUGAUGAGUCACUCCGCCUGCAGCUCAGCAUGGACCCGGGGAAGUCCGGGGAAUUCCGGCUGUCGCUCCAGGACUGCAGCGGGAAUGGCCGGAGCGUGACCAUCGCUGAGUUUGAUCUGAGGACAAUAAACUACGAGGUGAAGUCACCAAAGUGCCACGAGCUGAGUUUGGCGGCACCGCCACAUGACCGCAUCAGUUUCAACUUCCGCUGUGAGCAGGAGGCUCAGGAGUGGGCUACGGUGGUGAUGUCUUCACUGAGGGAAGCACACAGAGUUGUCCCUCAGGAUAAUGGUACACAACGCCCCCUGGAUGGUAUCAGUCAUCCGAACACCUUGGCAUUGCAACAGACAGAGGAAGCCUGCAUAGAGUUGACCCGAGCCAUAGAAGCUGGUGACAUGCAGUCUGCUUCUGUCUUUGCUGAAAUGCUCGCCCGACAACACGUCGCGCUCAAGAUUCAGCCCUCUGCCAGAGACUAUGAAGACGCUGAAAUCAGCUUGGCUGUUGUAGUUGAGGAUUCUUCGUCGUCCUGUUGCAUCACUGUGAAAGUUUUCCCUCACAUGACUACUGCAGCGCUGAAACAACAGAUGUUUCUUGAGUAUGGCUUUCACCCGCGGGUGCAGCGCUGGGUGAUUGGCCAGUGUCUGUGCACCGACCAGCGUUCUCUGGCCUCAUAUGGAGUUCAUCAGGAUGGUGACACAGCCUUCUUGUACCUCCUGUCGGCCCGUCAUGUUCGCUUGACCCGACAAGUUCUCCAGCAGGACCAGGAGAGUGCACUUCUUCUCAGUUCUCCAUCUCUGACUCUCCCGAUUCUUGCCCCCGCUGCUACCUCUGCAAAUGGCCCCUCAUCCCUGGACCGGAGGCCUUACACCACCCUACCUCCUCGAAACCAUACCAGCAGCAGUACUAGUGGGUCAGAGAGGGGAAACAUCUGUGAGAUCAGAGAUCUCAUCAACCUAGAGAUGCCUCAACUCAGUGAAGCACUGAGCCCUAGCACGACCUCCACCCAGGGUUGGUCAUGUCCUUCUUGCACUUACAUUAACAAACCGACACGGCCGGGCUGCGAGAUCUGCAGUACAAACCGCCCUGAGAGCUACGUCAUCCCUGGAGGAUACAAACCUGACGCACUGGAACUCCAACGAAUCCAGCGGGAGAAGGAGGCUGUCAGACAGUACCAACAGGCAAGGGAAGAGGAGCGCAGGAAGAAUUUUGCCCAACUGAUGAUGAUGGACAGCCAGGACCUGCUGCCGAACCCAGAGCCUGUGGAGUGUAGGAUCUGCUACAUGGACUUGAAGCCAGGGGAGGGGGUCCUGCUGAGGGAGUGUCUGCACUGCUUCUGCAAAGACUGCUUACGUUCAGUCAUCAUGCUGAGUGAAGAGCCGGAGGUGUCCUGUCCCUACAGAGACGACACAUACUUUUGUACCUGCUCCCUGCUGGAGAGGGAGAUCAGAGCUUUGGUGCCAGCAGAUGUGUAUGAGCGCUGGCUGCAGAAAGGUCUGUCAGUGGCAGAGUCUCGAUGUGAGGGCAGCUACCACUGUGCCACUCCAGACUGUCAGGGCUGGUGUGUCUACGAGGACACAGUCAAUGUCUUCCACUGCCCCGUCUGCAGGAAGCACAACUGUCUGAUUUGCAAGUCUAUCCAUGAGGGAAUGAACUGUAAGCAAUACCAGGAUGAUCUUGCGGCUCGUGCUACAAAUGACUCUGCUGCAAGGAGGACAACACAUCUACUUAAGACUCUUGUGAAGUCAGGAGAGGCAAUGCACUGUCCCCAGUGUGGGAUCAUUGUGCAGAAGAGGGAUGGGUGUGAUUGGCUGCGCUGUACUGUCUGUCACACUGAGAUCUGCUGGGUAACUAGAGGACCCCGCUGGGGGCCUCGGGGACCUGGAGACACCAGUGGAGGAUGCCGCUGCAACGUCAAUAAUCAGAAAUGCCACCCUAAAUGCCAAAACUGCCACUGAAAAUCUAAAGAGUGGUCAGUUCAAGCCAAAAUUGUCUGGAGACAUUCUCAAUUUCCUUUCAGCAAUCAGAGAAAUUACAAGUUAACGUUUAGCUCUGUCUCUCACAAACAUAAAAAUGCAGCCUGUAUGGGUUUUAAUACGAUAGUGUUUAGUAUAAACUAUCAGUUAGAAGAAGCUAUGCAGGGAAAGAGUAUUAACUUUUAUUGCAUGUGGUGCUUUUUUUAAAUUAUUGCACUGCAAAUGUAAAAAUACAGGAUUGUUGUUUUCUGUUUCGUUAGUUACCAGGAUGCAUUGCAUUAAACUGAAGUGACCUUAUUCUUGUGCACGAAAGGUUUAGCAGGGUGUUGAAGUUUUCCAGGAAAUGUGAAAAUAUUGUUCUUGUUCUGUCCUUAAUAUGCAAUUUUCUGCAUAGAAACAGAUCAAACAAAUGUAUAGACUUACGUAUGGUUAUAGUUUUCGUGUCAGUGUGAGUAGUUGGACUGCACGCAAGUCUUCUUGCCAAAGAGCUUUGAAAUGCGUCUGAUUGUUAACCUGAAUCUCAUCUGUUUGUCCACCUCGAACCGGUCGGUUUGUGUGUGGUUAUCACCCACGUGCUUCUGUGGUAACUGUGGUACUGCUGACCAGCUGAGUAUUGGAUGAUGACAUUAUCAAUGCAUAGCACAGCGUAUUGAUUGAUUGAGUAAAAUGUUAAUCGCAAUACUUGACUACUUUCUGUAAGUGAAGGCACAUGUAAGCACAUUUUGUCAGUUAGCUUAUAUUCCUGUGACAUAACUCAGAUAUGAUAAGGUGCACAUGGUGAUAUUAGUCAACAUACUUUUUCAAUCCGGUGAAAGCUUUGUAUCUUUGUAGAUUUUUAAUUCACCUAUGCAUGACUUUGUUAUUCCAGUACCUUAGUGAACAUCGUAUCAUGUAUGAACCUCACCAGGAUAAGAGUGAUCAGCCUGACCAACAGCAUGUGCUGUUACCUAACAUGAAAAAGAUAACUCCAGACAUACUACACUACUGCCCGGCACUGACAAGCCAUGAUCAAGUCUCCACUGUUACUUGUGUUCAAACAUCAGCUCUUUGUCGUUGAUGUACAGCUGUGCCUUAAUUAUCAAUAAAUACCUUUUAAUCUCUCA
This is a messenger RNA of Scatophagus argus, 3678 nucleotides long. It is a transcript of the gene shrprbck1r, whose product is annotated as sharpin and rbck1 related. NCBI's taxonomy places the organism in Eukaryota, Metazoa, Chordata, Actinopteri, Scatophagidae. Bases 425 to 2557 code for a protein of 710 amino acids. Gene Ontology annotation, biological process: proteasome-mediated ubiquitin-dependent protein catabolic process; protein linear polyubiquitination; positive regulation of canonical NF-kappaB signal transduction. Gene Ontology annotation, cellular component: LUBAC complex. Gene Ontology annotation, molecular function: ubiquitin-protein transferase activity; ubiquitin binding. The record is from RefSeq and is a predicted model, not a curated record. The transcript has 14 exons.